UUGAUCAUGUUUCGUCAUCCAGAGGAGAACGAUGGAUUCUGUCAUGGAACGUUGCUAACCGAACGCCAUGUGCUGACUACGGCAAUUUGUACUGAAACGAUUGUACUGAAUGAAACGAUUGCCGUUUUAGGAGAGUAUGAGCGCAACCGAGAUCUCGACUGCGAUUCGAAUGGAAAUUGUACCGACCCGAUUAUGGAGCUGACAAUAGGAAACUACAUUGCUCAUCCGGGCUUUAAAGGAUCUUCAUUUGAAUAUGAUAUUGCUCUUGUAGUCCUAAAUGCAAAUGUCACGUACAGCAACAGUAUUCAGCCGAUUUGCUUGCCACUGACUCCGAUCAUAGCAUCUUCCGUACACAUUCCAGUCCAAUAUGAUGUACUUUGGCCCGAGGAAGGCGCACUUCCUAAACAAAUCCCGAUGAAAUAUGUACCACAUGCAAUUUGUGAAAAAUUUACCGCAAACCUACUGAUCCUGCACGAAGGGCAAAUUUGUGCGAAAUAUGAAAGGCAAAUGGCGGCUCGUUUGAUGAAUGGUUCCGGUUCUCCGCUGCUGGUUGAAUUCCACGAUCGUAUCUUUCAGCUAGGAAUACUUUCGAUUGGUCUAGCUAACGCUACCUACCGUGAUCCAUAUGUGUACGUUAAUAUUACUACUCACGCCAACUGGAUCCACAACACCAUACUCAAUGAUAUGCAGUAAUAAAGGUCAUUUUUAUUCAUCAUCAUUACAAAUGUGAACAUAAAAGCAAAUAUACAAACCAGGAGAUUCAUUUUGGCGAGCUUCAAGUUAU
Anopheles coustani is the source of this 784-nucleotide messenger RNA. RefSeq names its product CLIP domain-containing serine protease B9-like. Gene Ontology annotation, molecular function: serine-type endopeptidase activity. The transcript has 3 exons. Gene Ontology annotation, biological process: proteolysis. The coding region runs from base 7 to 693 and encodes 228 amino acids. NCBI's taxonomy places the organism in Eukaryota, Metazoa, Arthropoda, Insecta, Diptera, Culicidae. The record is from RefSeq and is a predicted model, not a curated record.